Molecule: messenger RNA, 1793 nt
Organism: Penaeus chinensis
Lineage: Eukaryota; Metazoa; Arthropoda; Malacostraca; Decapoda; Penaeidae
Gene: DMAP1
Product: DNA methyltransferase 1-associated protein 1-like
Exons: 10
Coding region: 111-1469 (452 amino acids)
Biological process (GO): DNA repair; chromatin remodeling; negative regulation of transcription by RNA polymerase II
Cellular component (GO): nucleus; Swr1 complex; NuA4 histone acetyltransferase complex
Molecular function (GO): transcription corepressor activity
Source: RefSeq, a predicted model, not a curated record
CCUGGGCACAAGAUCUGUGGAACAUGUAAACAAACAGCGCGGAUGAAGCUGUACUAAAAGUGUGAUAUUUCUUGGAAUUCUUGGGCUCCACGAGACGAGGGCACACCACUAUGGCAGACGUAAGGGAUAUCUUAGAGCUUGAGCGCUCGCCCACGCCAGAAGUGAGCAAAGAACUCAUCUUGGGUCUUCGUAAAGAAAUACCCAAAAAGAAGAAAGAGAAAGAAGGAAUGCGAAGGCCUGAGGGCAUGCACAGGGAACUCUAUGCUCUUCUCUAUUCUGAUUCAAAUAAGGACUUGCCUCCCCUCUUACCUUCUGACAGUGGUCAGGGUUAUAAAAGCGUGAAAGCCAAGCUUGGUAUGAAGAAAGUGCGACCGUGGAAAUGGAUGCCAUUUACAAAUCCGGCUCGCAAGGAUGGAGCUGUUUUCUACCAUUGGAGGAGAGCUUGUGAUGAGGGGAAGGAGUAUCCAUUUGCAAUGUUCAAUAAAAAAGUGGAGUUGCUGACCUACUCAGACUCGGAAUAUGGGGAGCACCUUCUUUCUGAUAGCUGGACCAGAACGGAAACGGACACUUUGUUUGAAUUGUGCCAAAGAUUUGACCUUAGAUGGCCUGUCAUACAUGACCGGUGGCCCUCACAUUUAACAGCCCGAUCAAUAGAAGACUUGAAAGAAAGAUAUUAUAGUGUCACGAAUAUUUUGAAGAAGAUUGGUAAUUUAACAGGACCAGAAGGGAAAAUUGUUAACUACGAUGCUGACCAUGAGAGGCGACGUAAACAACAAUUAUUGAAACUGUGGGAUAGAACACCAAAACAGAUGGAAGAGGAGCAGCAGCUCAUCAGUGAAUUGAGAAAGAUAGAAGCACGCAAAAAGGAGAGAGAGAAGAAGACUCAGGACUUGCAGAAGCUUAUUAAUGCUGAUGCUGAUGCAAGGAAAACCACCAAGACCACCAAGAAGAAGAUACAACAAACCAAAAUAGCUAAAACAGAUACACUUCCUCCAAGUGUGGAGAGCUGUACAGGUAUAAAAUUCCCUGAUGUAAAGGCUUCAGGUGUAAGCCUAAGGUCUCAGCGCAUGAAGCUUCCUGCAAGUGUUGGACAAAAGAAGGUUAAGGCAAUUGAACAGCUGCUAACUGAAUUGAAUCUAGAAACCAACCCAAUGGCUGUAGAAGAAGUCUGUCAACUCUUCAAUGACCUGCGCUCAGACCUGGUUCUCAUGUAUGAUCUCAGAACAAUCUUACUCAAUUAUGUAUUUGAGCUGCAGACUCUGAAGCACCAGUGUGAAAGCCUGAUGCCAGACAAGAUCUUAGAGAUCCCAGAGUCUCUGAUGAUUAACACAGGUGAGGAAUCCCCAAGCCGUCCACGUGCAAUAUCUGAGAUGAUUGAUGCAGUUGCAACGCCGACAACACCAAAUAGAAAAAGAAAAGCGGCUUUAGAACAGAGUAAUGUACUGAAGAAGAUCAAAGCAAGGACCUGAGAUUAAUGUAUUUUUAAGAUAAAGGCCUGUAUCGUAGUUGUAAGUACAUCAUGAUCUCUUAUACGCAUUAUGUGUAGAGGUUGUAUUCUUGUUUCUAAUUGUGCUUAAUAUUUUUGGCACAGGAAAGAAUAUGCAUAAAAUCAAUGGAAAUUAUUGAUUUUGAACAUUGUCUUUUUCUGUGCUGAUGUCUCUUAUAUGUAUUGAAUUUUAUUUUCUAAUUAUAUGUCAUUGGAGUGGGUAGAUAUGUCAUUCAGAAUAGUAGAAAUGGUAUGUGAAUGAUUUCGUAAUAUUAGAACAAGGAUAAUAAAUCUUACGUUUGGAAAA